CUUCCUCGUGCUCCAGCUCAGUACGGACCACGCGACAGCUCCUUGGAAAGAGAACACCCUCGUCCCAUAAUCCAUUCAAGUGGCCCGGAAUCGCCCACGUUUCCUUAUCUUCCUCGCUUCUAUACAUCCAUCCAAGUUCUCAUUCUGAAGCACCGAAAAUAUCAAAACCCCAGAAACUGUUCACGGUUCAGUGAUUCAAGCAGGAGGCAGAGUCAUUUGGCAACAGCUGACGAUGGAUUUCCAGGAACUGCGGCGGCCAGGAGCUUCGGCGGAGGGCGGCGGGCCGGCGGCGCCAGGCCCUGCGACAACUGCGGGUCCGCGGCGGCGGCCAAGGUGUUCUGCGCGGCCGACGCGGCCUUCCUCUGCCUGGCCUGCGACGCCGGCGUCCACGGCGCCAACGCGCUCGCCUCCCGCCACGAGCGCUCCUGGGUGUGCGAGGCGUGCGAGCGCGCGCCGGCCGCCUUCGCGUGCAGGGCCGACGCCGCCGCCCUGUGCGCCGCGUGCGACGCGGACGUGCACUCCGCCAACCCCCUCGCCGGCCGCCACGUGCGGAUCCCCCUGGAGCCCUUCCGCGACGCGGCCGCGGCCGCCGAGGGGCCCUUCGGGACGGGCUCCGUCCCCGACUUCCCCGCCGCGCCCGCAGUCGGCGACCGCUGCUGCGGCGCGUGGGGAGGGCGGGAGGAGGAGGAGGACGAGGAGGAGGAGGCGAGGUCUUGGCUCUUGCCGAACGCGACGAAGAUCGCGAAAGGUGCCGGAGCGGAAGCCGGAGAUGCGUUCUGGAGUGAAGUCAACCCGUUCCUCAAAUUCGAGUGCGGCGGCUCGACGGCGAUCCGCAGAAUCGACGGCGAGUGUCUCGUGCCGGUUCGGUACCCUCAUCAGUCCGGCGAGUGCUUCGACGUCGACUUCAGCACUUCCGGCGACCUCUCGCCCUCGAGCCAAAGCGUAUCGACGUCGGUCGAUUUCGGAGUAGUCCCCGACGAGAGCCCCGCGCCGCCGGAGACGCCGUGCUCCUCCGGCCGGGCGGCUCACCAGCUGAGCGGACCGGAUCGGGAGGCGAGGGUGCUGAGGUACCGCGAGAAGAGGAGGAGCCGGCGGUUCGAGAAGACGAUACGCUACGCCUCGAGAAAAGCCUACGCCGAGGUGAGGCCGAGGAUCAAGGGCCGGUUCGCGAAGAGGGAUCGGGUGCUCGAGACGGAGGACGAGAGCGCCGCCGCCGCCGCCGCCGCCGCCGCCGGCGUCUAUGGGAUCGCGGCAGAUGCCGAGCACGGCGUCGUCCCCACGUUUUCGCAUGUGCCGAUGAAUUAAGCUAACGAUGCAUGUGAGGUAGUUUGACCGAUGACGCCGGAACAUUCAAUACUUCAUGUGAGCUUGUCGUUAUUCCUUUUUUUGUUUUUUUCUUUUUCUUUCUUAUGAAAAUGUUCUAAUUAGUCUUCGAAUUUUGUUUUUUUUGAAUUUGUCAUUUUGUUGUAAUAUAUAUGAAUGGGGUGCUGACGUCGAAUUUCGCAUUAGGUCCACGUCUUCUCUAAGUGGAUAGAUAGUUAUAAUGUCAA
This is a messenger RNA of Eucalyptus grandis, 1550 nucleotides long. Its product is annotated as zinc finger protein CONSTANS-LIKE 5-like. The annotation marks the transcript as partial. Gene Ontology annotation, biological process: regulation of flower development. Gene Ontology annotation, cellular component: nucleus. The record is from RefSeq and is a predicted model, not a curated record. The transcript has 2 exons. Gene Ontology annotation, molecular function: protein binding; zinc ion binding. Lineage: Eukaryota; Viridiplantae; Streptophyta; Magnoliopsida; Myrtales; Myrtaceae.